Messenger RNA from Notolabrus celidotus (New Zealand spotty), 2960 nucleotides. It is a transcript of the gene fscn2b, whose product is annotated as fascin actin-bundling protein 2b, retinal. Gene Ontology annotation, cellular component: actin cytoskeleton; cytoplasm. Gene Ontology annotation, molecular function: protein-macromolecule adaptor activity; actin filament binding. The record is from RefSeq and is a predicted model, not a curated record. Gene Ontology annotation, biological process: establishment or maintenance of cell polarity; cell migration; actin filament bundle assembly. Lineage: Eukaryota; Metazoa; Chordata; Actinopteri; Labriformes; Labridae.
AGCAGCUCUGCCCAUAAAACACAAUCCCGCACUGUAAUAGCCAAAUGUGAAUUAAUGAAUGAUUCAGAGGCGGUUUGUUUUUAGAAACGCGAUACAUCAGUUAAUCCCGACUGUUUCAAAGCCCCGUUUCAGACACAUUUAAAGAAAAGCGAGUGUAAUAUACUGUACUAUAGGGAAGCACAUGGGGCGACCAGAGCAGCGCAGCAGCCUUUUAAGCGAGUGUUGCCCUGAUCGUAAUCAAAUCAGCAUGCGAGAAGCCCAAUGAGAUUAAAAGCACAUGAGAAAUGCAUGCUUAGCAGUGAGGUAUAACCCACAUUCACACAUUUAGGCUCUAAAAUUGUGGGUCAAAGCUGCUCCUGUUGUGCCAUGUUCAGGCUGCUUUACAUGGAAGAGAAACAGACCCAGAUAUAAAGUGCGUCUCCUUCGGCCUCUUGGACACGUUUCCUAUUAGGACUGACCCAGAGAGCUUGCAAUCAGAGAAGGUUGAGAGGAGGUGGAGGGGAGUCAGGGAGACCCCGAUCAACAGCGAGAGAAGAGGAAGAAGGGUAGACAGACAGAAUUACAAGAGGACGCUCGGUGAAAGAAGCCUCUUAAAUCUGGGAGCUGGAAUUAGAACCGCAGAAACUGCAGAGGGGAAGCCACAAAACCACAGUGAAGAUGCCGGCCAAUGGGAAUCGUCCCUUGAAGCUACAGUUUGGUCUUAAAAACCAUGAGGGACGCUACCUCACUGCUGAGAACUUCAGCUUCAAGGUGAAUGCAUCAGCCCCAAGUCUGAAGAAGAAGCAGAUGUGGACUCUGGAGCAGGACUCUCAGGACACACAGGUAGUCUACUUGCGCAGCCACCUGGGACGCUACUUAGCCUCCGACAAGGAUGGCAAAGUCACCUGCGAGGCCGAUGGGCAAAACUCAGACUGUCGCUUUCUCAUAGUGCCUCAAUCGGACGGUCGCUGGGCCCUCCAGUCUGAGCAGCAUCUCCGCUUCUUUGGUGGUUCUCGGGACUACCUGUCUUGCUUCGCCCAGGUAAUCACGAAUGCAGAGCUGUGGGCGAUGCACCUGGCAUUACAUCCGCAGGCCAACCUGCUGUCUGUGGCCCGCAAACGUUACGCCCACCUUUCAGCGGAGGAUGGGGAGAUCGCAGUAGAUGUGAACAUUCCUUGGGGCGUGGCUGCGCUCCUGACUCUUGUCUACAUGGACGGGAGGUACUGCCUUAAGACAUGUGAUGGCCGCUUCCUCAGUAAUGAUGGGAAGCUCUUGAUGCAGAGUGGGAGGGCCACAGCAUACACGCUUGAGCUGAAGUGUGGAAAGCUCGCCUUUAAAGACUGUGAGGGGAAGUAUCUGUCUCCCAUGGGGCCUACGGGCACCCUAAGGUCUGGACGGUGCUCCAAGCCUGGCAAAGAUGAACUUUUUGACUUAGAGGAGAGCCAUCCACAGGUGGUUCUGAUGGCAGCCAAUGGGCGGUAUGUCUCCAUAAGACAAGGAGUGAGCCUUGCAGCCAACCAAGACGAUGAGACAGACAUGGAGACGUUUCAGAUGGAGAUUGACAAAGAAACCAGGAAGUGUACGUUCCGCACCAGCCAGGGGAACUACUGGGCUCUGGUGGCCCACGGAGGCAUCCAGAGUACAGCCUUUGAAGUGUCAGCUAACACCAUGUUUGCAGUGGAGUGGCUCGGCCACAAGGUGGCAAUAAAAGCUAACAAUGGAAAAUACAUCUGCACCAAGAAGAACGGCCAGCUGCUCGCUGUCAGUGACUCAAUUGGUGAGGAUGAACAGCUCACUUUGAAACUCAUCAACAGACCCAUGUUGAUCCUCAGAGGAGAAAACGGAUUCAUUUGCCACCACAAGAACUCUAACACACUGGACGCCAGCCGAUCGGUCUAUGACAUUUUCAAUCUGCAGUUCAGUAAUGGGGUCUACCAUAUUAAAGGUGUGGACGGUCGGUUUUGGUACGUGAACAGUUCUGGGCUGGUGUGUUCGGAUGGUGAGGUGCCCGAGGACUUCUCUCUGGAGCUGUUGGAGCACCGUCGCCUCGCCAUACGGGCCAAGAACGGCAAAUACCUGCGAGGAGAUCAGGGAGGCACGCUGAAGGGAGACGGACUCUGCCCGAGCAGCUCAGCCCUGUGGGAAUAUUAAACACGAUCCAAUAUUAGUCCUAACCUGAGACACACGACACCCCACGAUUCAAAAAUCAAAGGCCAGCAUUGAUGCUUUUUCUAAAGCUAAACUCUGCUGCAUUUUGAGGAGAAAGGGAGCAACUUUUUAGCCCCAAAAAGUUGCAUCAAAAACUCAGACUCAUGCUAAGAGAGAACAUGUGAGAAAAGGAACGGAUGCUUAAUCAGUCAAGACAAUUCUCCAUGAAGUGAACAAUGUUUUAAGUCAAUGCUUGACUGCAAAACUGCUAAAUUUGUGUGAAUGAACCUCAGUGUGUUUGUGCUUUUCCUUGAGGUUUUUUCCCCAGGGACUUUGCUGCACUAUUUCAUAGCUGUCUGAAGCUAAACUACACACAAAGAACCCUCUUUGAUAUAAAGAAGUGUCUAUUUAUGCUGUAAAACCAAGCCUUUUCCUUUAAUGGCAUUUGCUUGUAUUUUAAGUAUUAUACUAUUGUUUACAUGGCAACUAAAGUGUUACCACAGGUGUGUCAUUUUACUGGACACUCAUCCAGACUAGGAGGCACACUUGUGAAGGUGACACCUGAGACAGAAUUAGUCCCAUUUAAGAGUAAUGUUACCUGUUGGAGGACGGUGGUUAGCUUCAGGUGGUUAGCAGCGUUGUCUGUGGAUGUGUAUUAGCAGACAGGAUCACCAGGUUUCAGACGCCUGUAAGAAGGUAGUGAUAAAAACUUCUGUUAGCAGAAUAGGAUAAUUUCAACACUUUUCAUUUGUCCCUCUGUCAUUUUUUAAAACAUGUUUUGUUUUAGUGAUGCCACAACUCUACCAGGAUUAAAGGAAUCAAGGCAAAACUUA